Eublepharis macularius is the source of this 948-nucleotide messenger RNA. Its product is annotated as olfactory receptor 6M1-like. Gene Ontology annotation, biological process: G protein-coupled receptor signaling pathway. Gene Ontology annotation, cellular component: membrane. The record is from RefSeq and is a predicted model, not a curated record. The coding region runs from base 1 to 948 and encodes 315 amino acids. Lineage: Eukaryota; Metazoa; Chordata; Lepidosauria; Squamata; Eublepharidae. Gene Ontology annotation, molecular function: olfactory receptor activity; G protein-coupled receptor activity. The transcript has a single exon.
AUGGGUCAAAGGAAUCAGAGCGGCACAGAACAAGUGACAGAGUUCAUCUUAACUGGCUUUCAACUUUCUUUGCACAUGAAAGCCCUCCUCUUUGUGGUGCUUCUAAUAGUUUUCCUGUUAACACUAGCUGGGAACAUCACCAUUAUCAUUUUGGUCUGCCUUGCCCAGCAACUCCAAACAGCUAUGUACUUCUUCCUCUGCAAUCUCUCCCUAUUGGAUAUCCUCUUUGUUUUGACAAUCACCCCAAAGAUGUUGGAGAAUCUGGUUUCCUUGAAGCAAACCAUCUCUUUCCUUGGCUGCGCUGCUCAAUGCUAUUUCUACUUCUUCCUUGGCACUGCCGAGUUCAUCCUCAUCUCUGUGAUGUCAUUUGACCGUUAUGUGGCCAUCUGCCACCCACUUCGCUAUGCCAUCAUUAUGAACAGUCAUGUCUGCGCUUGGUUGGUCUUAGGUUGCUGGAUGGGUGCUUUCCUCUCGACCAUUGGCCCCAUUGCCUUGCUCUUCCAGUUAUCCUACUGUGGCUCUAAUGUCAUCGACCAUGUCUUCUGUGACUAUGCCCCAAUAAUAAAGCUAUCUUGCAAUGACAUACAUUUCAUCCUAGCCUUGGAGUCUAUCUUAUCUUCAGUAGUGUUACUCAGUUCAUUAUCUGUCACUGGUUUCUCUUAUCUGUACAUUAUCACCACCAUUGUGCGUAUGCAGUCUGCCAAAGGUCGUCUAAAAGCAUUUUCCACUUGUGCAUCCCACCUUACUGUAGCCUCCACUUUCUAUGGUUGCUCUAUCUUCAUGUACGCUUUGCCCAGCCAGGGACGCUCUCGGAAUGUCCAGAAGGCAGUAGCCGUACUCACAGCUGCAGUGUCCCCUUUGUUCAACCCUUUUAUAUAUACUCUGAGAAAUGAGAAGGUGAAGGAGGCCUUCAGAGACUGUCUGAAGUGGUCAGCAUUGAAACUGUAA